Messenger RNA from Pseudozyma hubeiensis SY62, 3594 nucleotides. RefSeq names its product likely protein kinase. The transcript has a single exon. Gene Ontology annotation, biological process: protein phosphorylation. The record is from RefSeq and is a predicted model, not a curated record. The coding region runs from base 1 to 3594 and encodes 1197 amino acids. Lineage: Eukaryota; Fungi; Basidiomycota; Ustilaginomycetes; Ustilaginales; Ustilaginaceae. Gene Ontology annotation, molecular function: protein serine/threonine kinase activity; ATP binding.
AUGCCGUCCACUGUGGCUACGCCAUCGACCUCUGCCAACGCCAUCCCGAACGUCUCAAAUCAGAAAAGGUUCAGCACCUUUGCUGGUCUCAGAGAUCUCUCGGCGCGCGGAGGCAGCCAACAUGGCUCCGUCGGCCAGUCCGGCAGCAAUCGCACCAGCAUCCGCGGCAUGUUUGAUGAGGAUGGCAAUCCCGCGUCGCUCACCGCCACUCCCCACAGUCGAAGCGCCGAGUUGGAUUCGACGUUGACAGACCCCGCGUCGGCUGCGGCCCUUGGUAGAUCCGUGGAUGGUCCGUGGAGCAUCAGUGUUGCCGAAGCCAAGGACAAGCGUCAAGGCCGCAAACACAAGCAGCUUGUUGCUUCCUACACCCUAUACGUUGCCACACCCAUCCACAACCUCACGCUCAUCCGUUCCGCUAUCGACAUCGCCGAGGUUGACCAAAAGAUCAAGGACUCCCUUUCUCCGACUUCGUUGCCUGCGUUGCCCAACCUGCCCAGCUCCGCACCUUCGUCGAGCGGACGCAAGUUCUUCCAGACACUCUCACGCACAUUGUCGCCAGGCGCUUCCAGGUCCCGCGCCAACUUCUCCAAUUUGGCCGGAGACGCUGCAACGCCACCUGCCACAGACCUCCACUCGGCUGGCGCGAUGUCUCCACCGCCAUCGGCUCCGCUAUCCCCUGCACUGGGUGCAGACGCCAAACUUGCUUCGCAUUCGAUCACCACCCAGCUCGCCACUUACUUCACUGCGCUCGCCAACACUCCCGCUGUGCGUCAACACAAGGCCUGGAAGCGCUUCGUGCGUGUCGGUGCGGACGAUUUCCAGAGCGUCCGAGUUGAACGCCGUGUUCGAAAAGUCCGCAGCGAUCUAGCUCAACACGUCAAGUCCUCCGUCGCUCCGCGAAAUACCAACGUCGGCGUCGCUCCGGCCCAGUCCGAUCUCGAGACGGAUGGCGGGCCCACCGAAGACGACUUGGAUCUUGACUCGGCAGACGACUCAUCUCGCGCGUCCGGCGCCGCUGCUGGCCGUCUCAGCCGUGCUACCGUAGCCUCACAUGCAGGGUCCCUAGACACUUCAUCGUCUGACAAGCGAGGCGUCGCAGACGACAGUCGCUCCACCAAUACCAAUAUCGAGAUGAUCCCCGAAGAGCAGAAUGGAGAAGGGUCCGAGGAAGUCGACAGCACCGCAGGUCAACGUGUUCGCUCGCAUCGUCGUCGCAAGGGCUCCAACAAGGUCACCGUCAAUGACUUCGAGAUGAUCCGCGUCCUCGGAAAGGGUUGCGCUGGCAAAGUCCUCCUCGUGCGCCACUCUUCGUCACGCGGUCUCUAUGCCAUGAAGUCGAUCCACAAGAGGCACGUGCUUGCGCACCAAGAGCUGCAACAUACGCUCACGGAACAAGCCGUGCUCAAGCGUAUGGCCAAGGACGUCCUCGAUCCUUUCGUGGUGCGUCUGUGGUGGUCUUUUCAUGACCGCAACAACCUCUACCUUGUCAUGGACUUCCAUCCGGGCGGAGAUCUUGCUACGCAACUUUCGCGAUGGGGCCGACUCGGCCGCGACCGCGCUCGCUUCUACGCCGCCGAGAUCGUUGAGGGUGUCGAAGGUCUUCACAAGGCCGGCGUCAUCUAUCGCGAUCUGAAGCCCGAGAACGUGCUCAUCGCUGCUGACGGACACAUUGUGCUUUCCGACUUUGGCCUGUCGAAGGAGUUUAGCAGCCGAACCAGAUCCAUCGGCAGCGUCACGCCUCCCCCCACCUCGCCAACUCGCUCGCAUUCAAGCACAAGCGUCAACAAGCAGCGAUCCACGCACUGGAUGUCGGCGUCUGACGAUGCCGCUGACGCCCCAUCGAGAUCCUCAUCGAGCCGAUGGCUCGAGGAGCGAGAGACCACCACCACCUUCUGCGGUACUGCCGAGUAUCUGGCUCCCGAGGUUCUCCAGGGUCAAGCGUACUCGUACGAAGUCGAUUGGUGGAGCUUCGGUACCAUGCUCUACGAGAUGCUGACCGGCAUCACUCCCUUCUGGGCCGACACACACGCCGACAUGUACGCAAAGGUGCUUCGCGACCCCUUGGUCUUCCCAGAGGAUCGAGUCUUGGAUCAGGACACCAAAAGCAUCCUGCGUGGAUUGCUGCAGAGGAACCCGCAGCUGCGAAUGAAGGAGCCACGGAUCAAGAAGCACCCUUACUUUUCCAUGAUCGAAUGGGACCACAUCUUCCACAAGCGGUACAUUCCGCCCUACAUUCCGCCCAUCGAUCCCGAUAAUGAGACGGAUACGCAGAACUUUGACGAGACGUUCCUAGAGAUGCAGCCCACCGUUGCGCACGAGCAAGACGCCAGCGUCGAUGUGGCCACUGCCGCUGGCGAGGAUGGCGCUGGUGAUCCCGAGGCUUUGGUGACCGCCGACAGCAACGCCAACUUGGCCGCAGGUGCCACUGUGACAACCACGCCGGACCAGAGCAUGGACGAUCGCGAAGCCCCGGAGCAUGCCAACAUCUUCGACGGAUACUCCUUCAGGGGUCGAAAGGACUCUGAGUCGAUUAUUUCCAUCCGGUCCUCCGAUCAGGUGGUGGAGGAUGCUGCCGGCGACUCGGCGACGACUCCAGGCUCUCCCGUGAAGCAGGCUGCAGCCACCAGCGCCAAGAAUCCGUCGCAGACGCCUUCACCCGUCUCUGUCCUCACCAAAGCGACAGUGGCCCCUGCGGUCGUCGAUCGUCAAGCCAUCUCUACGCAGCCUUCUGCCGCCGAUAUUUCGAUCAUCGAAGAGGAGGACGACGAGACGGCAGCACGUCAUGCAGCUGCUGUACUCGCCCAUCUCGAACACGAGGCCAGCAUGGAGGCAUCUUCGAUCGCCGGCAUGUCGACUGGCGACGCCGUGUCCAGCGAACCGGUGCAACUGCACAGCCGUGAAGGCACUACAACUAACUCGGACUCUGAUCACUCCACCAGUCAGGUUCAGAGCUCGCCCGCCAGUUCGUAUGCGAGCCGGUCAGCCGCAUCUCGCAAGGUGGCUCCCUCUGCGGUCGGUCGUCCCAGCAACGGUGCCAUCCGUGAGGACGAUCAGGAAGAUGAAGAUUGGGACAUGGUCGAGGUCUCUGGUCCCGAUGGUGCGUUGAAGUCCGAGCUCAAUGGUGGACGAGGCACCAACCUGUUCUCCCGCGGUGUUGUCGACACGUAUCGGCUUCUUCGCCGUCAAGAAUCCUCGCGCAUCCCACCCUCUUCGAGCCACUCGUCGACCUCGAGUCGUCCCUUCAACCGUCUAGGCAAGCGACGCAACGGUCAAGGCUUGGGCUCGAUGCGGUCGAAAGCCUCAAUGCGCGAGUCGACUGCGGCUGGCAGCGUCAACACGGUUGCGCACGCCGAUACGACCGCGGCUGGCGACGCGGCCGACAGUGAGAAGGACGCUGCGAUUGAACAGGCGGCCGCUAAGCUCUCGGCGACCGGUGGUCGCGCGUCUGUCCUCUCAGCUUCUUCCAACACCGAAGUGAAUCGUCGCUCUGCAGCCUCGCCGAGCCUCUCUGGAAGCGAGGAGAACAAGCAUCAGGCCAGACUCAAGAAGAUCAAGCGCUUCACUACGUUCUUUGAAACCUCUUCGCAGCGCUGA